GCGUAGGAACGCCGCCAGGUGGCAUUCGUUCAGGUUUAUUGUGACGCACACCUUCGACUGAUUCAGCCUUCGUUUGAGUUUUAUGAAAGCAACUCUGUUGCUUCUCUCAUCACUCCCUCCCUCCUUCUCCCACGAAGUCGCGACGACAGAGCGAAAGGUUGGCGUCUGGUGGCACAAGCUUUCCGCGCAGAUCUGGUCACCCAGCCUGUGGUUGCCAAAAGAACUGACUUGGAAAGAUCUUCAGUCUACCAAAAACUUUACGUACCCAGCUGCUGAUGAUGUGUUCGUUUAUCCCUUGUUAUUCUGUAUCUUCAUCAUUAUACUGAAGCUCUUUGUGCUGGAUCCUUUCAUCUUCAUUCCCUUGGCUGAUUCAGCAGGUAUCCCCAAUAAGAGAGCAAAGCCCCCACCCUCCAAUAAAACUCUGGAGAAGUUGUACAGAAAGUAUGGAACCAAACCACCUCAAAAAGAGUUGCUUUUAGUCACUCGGGAACUGGAGGUGACUCAGCGACAUGUCGAAAGAUGGCUGCGGCACAAACGCAAUUCUGAGGCGUGCACCAAAUACCAUAAAUUUGUUGAAUGCGGGUUUCACUUCUUGGGUCACACAGGCAUCACUCUUUAUGGUCUGGUCGUCAUGCUUAACAAACCUUGGCUUUGGGACAUAGAGAUCUGCUGGCGAGAUUAUCCUCGUCAUAACAUCACCCCCGAUUUGUGGUGGUAUUACAUGGUAGGUUUGUCCUAUUAUUGGGCUUCGACUUUCUUGCAGAUGUUUUCCAUUCAAGGCAAAAGGUCCGAUGCAGUGGAAAUGAUGCUGCAUCAUUUUUUCACAGUGGUUCUCAUCACUUUCUCCUGGAUCAUCAAUUUCGUGAGAGUGGGAACCCUCAUUUUGAUGGUGCACGAGUGCGCCGACAUCCCUUUGGUUGCAGCGAAGAUGUUCAAAUAUGCGCAGAUAGAUGCCCCCACUGAUGUGUUGUUUGUCGUUUUCUUGCUAGUGUGGUUAUAUACUAGGUGUUACUUGUAUCCUUUUUGGAUUCUGCAUAGUAUUUUCUUUGAGGCUCCAAUAUUAACUGGUAUUCCCAUUGUCAUAUUCUGCAAAGGUUUGCUGAUAGGUUUAAUGAUACUGAAUCUGAUAUGGACAGGCUUAAUUGCAAGUAUCAUCGUGAAAAAAUUUACUGGUGGCGCCCUUGAAGACAUUCGUUCUGGUGCAGAAGAGGUUUCGGAAGAAGAUUUGAGCAGCGUCACAAGAAAAGACGACUGAGAUCAUGUAGUAUUUACACUUGAUUGUUCCUACAGAACAAACCUUUGGUUUUAGCGUGAGGGAAAAUCCUCUACCGCCUGCUGGAGAAUUUUCCUUUACGUUAAGACCGCAGGUUUGUUAGUUAUGAAAAAUACAAAUUGAUUUAAAAUUUGUCAUUUUCUGAUUGGAUUUUCCACUGAGUACAGCGCCAAAGAGUUUUUUAAGGAUCCUGGAAUGCCAGAUAAUUAUUAUACACUAUUCAUAGGACUCCAUUUUAUUAUAUAAAAUAUGAGACAAGAAAAUUGAUUACAAAGUAUUUUUGAGCAUCAAAGGACCCGGCCAUGUUCACAUUUCCUAUAUAUCAGUUUUGAGUGAAGCUUGAACAUACAGUAUUUGCUAGGUUAAUGAGAACAGUACAAAUUUUGUAUGCUUAGAAACACACUGCAUGUCACUGGCUCGCCACUACGAUAUUGCCUUGCAUACAGCAUUGUCAUUGUAUUAUUAUGUCAUACAGAGUUAAUACCAGUUUUCAGUGCUUCUCAUUCCCUUAUCACUAAACAUUUAAUGCCACAUACUACAAUGCAUUACGGCACUUGAGUAUGCCAGGACACUGCACUACACUAGCCAUUUCUAUAAUUUAUUGAUAAGCUAUUUUUCUCUUCAGAUUUAUCAUGUUCGUUUAUGUAAUAAAUGCUUUGCUUGAUUUCCAUGAGGAUACUUGUCAGAUCUUGUUCUGUUGCCUCAAUAUCAAUUCACAUUAAGACUGUUAACAGGGAAAUAGGACAUUGCAAAAAAAAAGUCCUCAUUCAAAACUUCUAAAAUAUUUUUGCCGUCGGUUUUUUUUAUUCUUGCUUAACCUCAACCCAUUUAAUUGUUGUACUGUAUACUUGUUCAGUGUGUGAAGGUUAUUGUCCUUUUUAAAUAAAUAUUUUUUCCA
Macrobrachium nipponense is the source of this 2171-nucleotide messenger RNA. Its product is annotated as ceramide synthase 2-like. The transcript has 2 exons. Gene Ontology annotation, cellular component: membrane. Bases 83 to 1255 code for a protein of 390 amino acids. The record is from RefSeq and is a predicted model, not a curated record. Lineage: Eukaryota; Metazoa; Arthropoda; Malacostraca; Decapoda; Palaemonidae. Gene Ontology annotation, molecular function: sphingosine N-acyltransferase activity. Gene Ontology annotation, biological process: ceramide biosynthetic process.